Coturnix japonica (Japanese quail) is the source of this 2189-nucleotide messenger RNA. RefSeq names its product prune exopolyphosphatase 1 (gene PRUNE1). The record is from RefSeq and is a predicted model, not a curated record. Gene Ontology annotation, cellular component: cytoplasm. Gene Ontology annotation, molecular function: exopolyphosphatase activity. NCBI's taxonomy places the organism in Eukaryota, Metazoa, Chordata, Aves, Galliformes, Phasianidae.
UCAGGGCCGGACCGGGCCGUGGCGCGGGGUGGCGGUCUCGGUCUGGGCCGGGCGGUGGUCGCCGCCGUCAUGGAGCGGUUCUUGGAGGGGCGGAGGGCGGCCCUGCAGGAACACAUCCAGCAGCAUCAGGAGGUGCAUGUGGUGAUGGGCAACGAGGCCUGUGACCUGGACUCCACCGUGUCUGCCCUGGCCUUGGCUUAUUUCCUAGCAAAGACCUCUGUGCCACCCAAAGCCGCCUUCAUCCCAGUGCUGAACAUCCCACGCUCUGACUUUGCCCUGCGCACGGAGACAACGUUCCUGCUGCGGGAGCACAACAUCCCCGACUCCUCGCUCAUCUUCCGCGAUGAGAUCGACCUGCUUGGGCUGCACGGGGCUGGGCUGCUCUCCCUGACUCUGGUGGAUCACCACGUCCUGCCUAGCACCGACGCAGCCCUGGAGGAAGCCGUGGUGGAUGUGCUGGAUCACCGGCCACUGGAGCGGGAGUGGGCGCCCAGCUGCCAGCUCACGGUGGAGCUGGUGGGUUCCUGUGCCACAUUGGUGACGGAACGGAUUGCACAGGGGCCCCCGGGCGUGCUGGACCGGACCACGGCUGCACUGCUGCAUGGCACCAUCCUGCUGGACAGCAUUAACCUGAGCCCUGCUGCUGGCAAGGUGACCCCUCGCGAUGUGCUCUGCGUCUCCCUGCUUGAGUCGCGCUUCCCGGAGCUGCCGCCCCACGACAGCAUCUACAAAGCACUGCAGGCAGCCAAGUUUGAUGUCUCAGGGCUGACAACGGAGCAGAUGCUGCGGAAGGACCUCAAAACAGUCUCUGGGGAUGAACAAGUCCUUGCCAUCAGCGGCAUCUACAUGGACAUAGAGCUCUUCCUGCGCCGUCCCGGUUUGCUGCAGGACCUGGAAACGUUCUGCCAGGCUCGUGGUUACUCCGUGCUGGUGGCCAUGACGGUUUCCUUUAAUGAGUGCUAUGAGCCCACGCGGCAGCUGGCGGUGUACAGCCAGAACGGGGCCCUGCGGAACAUGGUGUGCUGUGCACUGGAGGAGGCCACAGCCCCAGCGUUGCAGCUGCAGGCCCUGCCCAGCCCCUGGCCUUGCAUUAGUGCCUAUGCACAGGGUAACUCGCUGGCCUCCAGGAAGAAAGUGCUGCCCAUCCUCAGGGCUGCUCUGGGGGGAGGGCCGGGCACUGCAGCAGGGCAGGAGGAGGAGGCGGCCCCUCCGCCCACCCCCAUGAACAGCCUGGUGGAAGAGAGCCCGCUGGCACAAGCCGUGCCCCCUGUCUGCCCCCAGGCUGUGCUGGAGCGGGUCAGCCGCAUGGCCACAGAGCAGCACCCCCCUGACUCUAAGUGAGGGGUCCCUGGUGGUGCUCAGGGUGCUGUGGGGGUCACAUCCCCAGCAUGGAGCUGCAGCUUCCUCUGUCUGAGCCUGGCUGGCUGCUGCAGCCCCCUCCUCACUGCCAGUGCUCCCAAAGCACCCCUCCCCCCCCCCUUCCCACUGGGGUUGGUGCUGUGGGGUCUGCAAGGAGUGAGGCAGCACACAGUUAAUGAAGGCACUGAGGGGGGGGUUAAGGAACUCUUCCCCUCCUGGCUGUUGGGGGGGUCUGAAGUGCCAGGUCUGGGCACACAGCUGGCUGGAGACUGUUAGCCACCAAUUCAGGAUUAAAUUUACCUCUUCCCCCUCACUGCUGGCUGUUGGUUUUUCUUUAUGAAUCCCCAGUGCUGCCUCACACCCCACCUGGACACACAGCACAGCCCCAUAGAGCUGAACCCCCAUCUACAUCCACCACCCCCCCUCAGCAGUGAGCAGCCCGGGCAGCCCGCAGGCCUAGCACAAGAUUUUAUUUCAAAGGUGGGGUUGUGUCGGUUUUUGUUUGUUUCCAAAGGGGGGAUAAAAAGUGACUCAAACAUCUGCACUCACCAGGUGCAGCGUUGGGGCUGAGCAGCCCAGCAUCACUGGGAGCACAGGGGAGGGAAGGGAAGCUCUGCUGCCCCGCUUGGCUCCGGCAUCUGCUGGUUCCUGUUCAGCCCCGGCGCUAUUUAAACUAUGUACACGUGCACCUGAAUUCGGAACCUGAGAGUCCCUCCUUCUUGGGGGAGCAGCUGGUGCUGGUAAAAGCCCAGCGGUAACAGGAGAGGCCAAAUGGGAGGAUUUUAGAGCUUUAAAAAAGAAACAAAACACAGAACAACCCCCUCCCCCCC